GGACACUUCCUGCCCGGUGCGGAGGUCGGAGGGGCUUUCCAGCCCCACUCACCGUGCGAGCUCCGGACCGACUGCUGGGCCGGGGUCUGAGUCCCCCGCCGCGGGGACAUGGCCUGUGACGUGCGCCGCCGACCCCCUUCCCCCGCCGGUGCUUGGCACUUAACGCGCGCUGCCGAAAUAGUUGCUGACUGAAUUCAGAAACGGACAGGUCCACUCUGUCCCUCCAGAUUGUCCUGCGGGCCCCUUUAAGCCUGUCCUGAUCUGUGCGCCUUAAGCCUACAGCACCUCCAGUACCUUAUCUGCCUUCAUCAGUGGUUAUUGAAUCCGCCCCGCCUGGGACAUUGCUACAAAUGCAAAUUUUCUGAACACCCCAAAUCUACUGAAUCAGAGAUAGUGUGGAGCCCAGCCACCUAACAGUAUUUUAACAAGGCCUCCAAAUGAUUCUGACCCUCUGCUAAAGUUGGAGACCCACUCUUUGAUCCUCACAGCAGCCCCGUCAGCCACCAGGGACGUCCCAGAUGAUCAUAGAGGAGGCAACUGAAGCUUAAAGAGGCUGACUCCUGCUAAAGGCCACACGACUAUCCUCCAGAAUUGUGACUAGGACAGGUCUUCUGACAUCUAGUCCAAUUCUCUGUGUAUUCUCAACAAAUAUUUACUGAGUGCCUACUAUGUAACAGGCACUGCUUUAGGGCUGGAGAAACUGCCGGAAGAAAAUGAAGUCCCUGCCUUCCUGGAGCUGACAGGAAAGAGACAGGCUGUCAAUAAACAAGUGCAAAGAGAAGAAAUACGAUUAUGAUCAUUUGCCCACGACAUCAGUUAUCAUAGCAUUUUAUAAUGAAGCCUGGUCAACUCUCCUUCGGACAGUUUACAGUGUCCUUGAGACAUCUCCAGACAUCCUGCUCAAGGAGGUCAUCCUGGUAGAUGACUACAGCGAUCGAGGUAAGCCUCCGACAAAGGCUCAUGGAGGAGCCUGGCUUUCCGUGGCAGUGCCUGGGAGGAGAGAAUGCGACGCGGGACAGGUGGAAUAGGGCUGAGCACCUGAAGGAGCGUCUGGCCGGCGAGCUGGCCGAGCUGCCCAGAGUGCGCCUGAUCCGUGCCACCAAGAGGGAGGGCCUGGUGCGAGCCCGGCUGCUGGGGGCUUCCGUGGCAAAGGGCCAAGUGCUGACCUUCCUGGACUGCCACUGUGAGUGCCACGAAGGGUGGCUGGAGCCGCUGCUGCAGAGGUGCGUGAGCUGUGCACACUGGCAGGGUCCCAGUGUCACCCAGCAGCAGAAGCCGACUUUGCCCUAUGGUGACAGGUGCUGUGGGGGCACCAGGACUCAGAGGCUUCUGGGGAUCCAUGAAAAGGAGUCGGCAGUGGUGUGCCCUGUGAUUGACGUGAUCGACUGGAACACCUUCGAGUACCUGGGCAACUCUGGGGAGCCCCAGAUCGGCGGUUUUGACUGGAGGCUGGUGUUCACAUGGCACGUGGUCCCCAAGAGAGAGAGGAUGCAGAUGCGGUCCCCCAUCGAUGUCAUCAGGUCUCCAACAAUGGCUGGUGGGCUGUUUGCUGUGAGUAAGAAAUAUUUUGAAUAUCUGGGGUCAUAUGAUACAGGAAUGGAAGUCUGGGGCGGAGAAAACCUCGAGUUCUCCUUUAGGAUCUGGCAGUGUGGUGGGACCCUGGAGACACACCCGUGUUCUCACGUUGGCCACGUUUUCCCCAAGCAAGCUCCCUACUCGCGCAGCAAGGCCCUGGCUAACAGUGUCCGUGCAGCUGAAGUGUGGAUGGAUGAGUUUAAAGAACUUUACUACCAUCGCAACCCCCACGCCCGCUUGGAACCAUUUGGGGACGUGACAGAGCGGAGGCAGCUCCGUGAAAAGCUCCAGUGUAAGGACUUCAGGUGGUUCUUGGAGAACGUGUAUCCAGAACUGCACGUGCCUGAAGACAGGCCUGGCUUCUUCGGGAUGCUUCAGAACAAAGGACUGAAAGAUUACUGCUUUGACUAUAACCCUCCCAAUGAGCACCAGAUUGUGGGACAUCAGGUCCUUCUGUACCUCUGUCAUGGGAUGGGCCAGAACCAGUUUUUCGAGUACACAUCCAAGAAUGAAAUACGCUAUAACACCCACCAACCGGAGGCCUGCAUAGCUGUGGAUGCAGGAAUGGAUAUGCUCAUCAUGGAUCUCUGCAAAGAAACUGCCCCAGAGAAUCAGAAGUUCAUGCUGCAGGAGGAUGGUUCUUUAUUUCACGUGCAGUCCAAUAAAUGCGUACAGGCUGAGAGGAAGGCGUUCAGUGACAGUUUUGUACCACGCUUACGAGACUGCACCAACUCUGAACAUCAGAAAUGGUUCUUCAAGGAACGCAUGCUGUGAAAUGUCACUGUGCCAAGGAGCCCAUUGAAGGGCAUGGGGGCCCCUGGACUCUGUGGCCAGCAGAGACUGAGCUAAGUACAGUACCCAAAAGUUGGCUGCUCUGCUUUUAUAAGGAAAUCGUUCUGCAAUUUGUGAAGGGGAUGUUGGAUUUAGUAAAAAUGUAAAUAAGCUUUGUACUGAUUUUCAGAACUUUAAAAUUAUUCCCAAAUACCCGAUUUUCAAAGGGUAAUCAUAAAAUGGUUUUGGUAUUAAGAACAUUAAAACCUUUAAGUAUUUUUCUACCAAGGUAUAUAUUCUACUUUCAUGCCUUUUUAUUCCUCCUAUCAAAAAGGUAAAUAUUUUAUUUUGAUAUUUACAAGGAUUCCCAGGUAGGAAGAUGGAAAUUAGACUAUGUAAUGUACUUUGCAUAAACUGAUAAUACCUCAAACAUUGGGUUAGAUUCUUCUCAGUGUAGACAAAUGGACACUAAGAACAUUGUAUGGGUUCCUUGAGGUCAGUGAGAUACUCUAGGUUUAUUUUUUUAAAAGAGUGCUAUUUGGUUAUGUGCUGUUACCUCAGUCAAAACGUUAGUUAACGUUAAUGUCAGCCAAAGAGGACCAGCCAAAGCUGGAAUCUCAGAGGAACAAUGCAACCUACCGAUCUUCUACCCGACCCGGUAGACAUCUGACAAAGCCUAGCUGUGAUGUGGCUGCAACUUCCAGUAAUUAGCACUGUGACUUUAUGACAUGUUUCUGUCAUUUAAAUUUUUUACCACACAUUAAAGUCAGGGAGAAACUUAAAGUACUAUGUGAAAUUCAGUUUUCAAGUUGUUCACUAAUAAUAUGUGAUAAUUGAAUUCCGUGUUGGAUUUGUGCUACGGCAGCUGCUGUUAAAGUUUCCCUCAGUAAUUCUGAUUUGUGAACGAUCCCAGAUCCUCUUCUGAGAUCUUGAUGAAGUCAAUAUGAAUGAUUUUUUUUUUUUAAGUGAAAACAUAGCAGAUCUUUGUUUUUGCAAUGAAUCAGAUGGGAGAGAUGAAGACACAUGUGCAGUUGAUUAAAAAAAAUAUCAACUUGUG
Messenger RNA from Manis pentadactyla (Chinese pangolin), 3403 nucleotides. RefSeq names its product polypeptide N-acetylgalactosaminyltransferase 12 (gene GALNT12). The coding region runs from base 922 to 2349 and encodes 475 amino acids. The record is from RefSeq and is a predicted model, not a curated record. Gene Ontology annotation, cellular component: Golgi apparatus. NCBI's taxonomy places the organism in Eukaryota, Metazoa, Chordata, Mammalia, Pholidota, Manidae. The transcript is spliced from 10 exons.